This is a messenger RNA of Coregonus sp. 'balchen', 5414 nucleotides long. NCBI's taxonomy places the organism in Eukaryota, Metazoa, Chordata, Actinopteri, Salmoniformes, Salmonidae. The record is from the annotation of a GenBank genome assembly.
AUGACGACGGGGGAGUGUUGCCACCUCCCGGGCUCUCUGUGUGACUGCACUGGCAAUGCUGCCCUGUCCAAAAGCGUGGAGGAGUCGGAUAACUGCAGAGCGCAGUAUGUCACCCAGGUCACAGCCAAAGAUGGACGGCUGCUCUCCACCGUCAUCAAACCCGUGAGCACACUGAGGUACUGUGGCUGAAAACUCACUUUCAGAGCUAAGCAUUUAUGAGAUGUUUAGGGCUUUCCAACAGGCUGUUAUAGUAGUAAUCCUAGUCGUAUCUGGAACUCGUGAGAGCGUUUGCGAGUAUGUGUCCGGAAAGUUAAUGUCUCACUCUCACAGUUAGCCUCAGAAUUUACGAGAAUCAGCUUAGCUGUUAAGACUGAAAUGUUAGGUUAGCCCAAGUGAUAUCCAGCAAGCUGUAGUAAGUAAACCCAGUCUAAGGACCCUGUUCAGGACCUUUCUGUUUCCUCCAGCGAUGGGCCAAUCUGCCGGAUCUGCCACGAGGGGGCCAACGGCGAGGGGCUCCUGUCCCCCUGCGACUGCACAGGGACUCUGGGCACGGUGCACAAGAGCUGCCUGGAGAAGUGGCUCUCCUCCUCCAACACCAGCUACUGUGAGCUAUGCCACACAGAGUUCACCAUUGAGCGCAAGCCCAGGUCCCUCACAGAGGUAACAAAGGUCAAUGCCUUUAGCUUGUCUGCACUCCUAUGCCUGCCUCUGUGUGUGUGUGUGUGUGUGUGUGUGUGUGUGUGUGUGCGCGGUUAUGUGCAUGUGUGUGACUGCUGCUGCUUGCUUUUGCCUUUGUCGGCAUUCCUCUGCCUGCAGUGUGUGGCGUGCAUGUGUGUGUGGUUCUGCUUAUGCUGUAUCAAAACACAUGACCAUGAUUCACUCUUCUUCUUCUUCUCUUUCUGCUUGCAUAGAUUACUCAAUGCAAACAUUGUCUUGUAGUUGCAAUACUUCUGUGUUGAUAUAGAAUUUCUGGCCUUGCUCAUGGGUCAACAACAUGAAGCUAUGUUGACUUAGUUGUGUAUUACUCAUGCGUAUUAAAUCCUGGAUAUGUUAACAGAAAUGUAGUUAGGGAGGGAUUAGGGAUUUUUUUGUUAUUUAUUGGAAUGUACCAUCAUGUGUUCAUGUAAUGAAUGAUGUAUGAACCCAGGAAGUUUAUCCCUUCAUCUACUAAUGCGUAUCUCAAUAAACCAAACCAAACCCUGAAGAAGAAGAAAAGCAGCAUGAGUCCUCCAGUGACCCCUGUUUGGCCUAUAGUGCAUGCUCAGUGCUCAUAUAGACUCAGAGGCUCAGUACAUUUUCUUUCUUUCUCUUUCUUCUCUCCCCUCUCUUCUGUCUCCACAGUGGAUGCGGGACCCGGGCCCUCGGAACGAGAAGCGCACGUUGUUCUGUGACAUGCUGUGCUUCCUGUUCAUCACGCCCCUGGCAGCCAUCUCUGGCUGGCUGUGUCUGAGGGGAGCCCAGGACCACCUGCACUUCAACAGCAGACUGGAGGCUGUGGGCCUCAUCGCCCUCACCAUCGCCCUCUUCACCAUUUACGUCCUCUGGACUCUGGUAAGUAGCCACAGAUCUAGGACCGGCUAGAACUGACCUUAGAUCAGCGUCUCAGCAACUUCAUCCUAUUUCAUGCUAUAACAUGGUUGGGGAACUAGUAGCCUGUCUUUGACAAAUCACACUUUAAAUACUUAGUGAGACAACAAGACAGUCCAAGACAGUCCCACUUAAAUUUGAUGCGUAAUGAUUUGUUUUUAUGAGUCUUUCGUCAUGCCUGUUGGUUCUAAAAAGACUUUGCUUUAAAAGACAGUAAUGGACUUUGAUCGUGUCCAUUUUGUAUUAACCAGUUGUAAUGUGUUUCAACUCAUGAAUGUGCUUGGGCAGCAGUUUUCAAACCUUACGUGUGCCAGUUUGUUUGUUUUUAGCUUUGGAUGAACAUCAAUAUUCUCUCCUCCCCAACCCCCUUCUCUCUUGCAGGUAUCCUUCCGCUACCACUGUCAGCUCUACUCUGAAUGGAGACGAACCAAUCAGAAAGUACGCCUGCUCCUUCCAGACGCGAAGGGUGGGCAUUCUAGCCAGCAUUCCUUGCUCUCCACGAAGCUGCUGAAAAAGACAGCUGAUGAGACCAUAGUAUGAGGUUAAAGGUGGGAAGAUUGAAGUUGGUGUUCUUCUUCGUGUGCUGGAGGUUUGCGGCAAAAAAACAAGUCUCCAACCAGAGCCCAAGUACUUGUGGAUGAAUAUUAUUUUCUUUUUCUGUUUAAAUCCUUUUCACCUACGUGUAUCAUCAUCAUCAGCACUUCAUUUUCCACCUCUCUUUUUUAUUAAGUCGUGUUAGCCUCUAAUGGUGUUAUAUUGAUCUGGUAAAGAAACCAGUAUGUUAGAGGUCAUUGAGUACCGUGCGGUAUGGUGCUUGUGAAGGUUUGGAAAAGGGCAGUUGAUUGGAUGGUACUCCACUGGGCCCUGCAAAGAGACGACAAAGGAUUGGACAGAUCCUCAGUGGAGAUGGCUGCUGAAGCUUUAAAAACAAACCCUAGCGUUUAAGUGAACAUUUACUCUUUUUUAUUUUCAGUUCUCCACAACCGACUAUAAAAGUGUAGCAUGGAUCGUUGAUGCUGAUCUAAGGCGAUUCAUCCAGCGGUUGAUUCCCUAAUCACUGAGCGCAGAAGUGAGAAGCUUUGACUCCUGUUCACCAGCCACAGGCUAUUCCACUAGGGGAUUAUAGAUGCUCAUGAUAUUUUAUACGCAAUUCAGUUGACUCCCUUCAAUUUAACUCCAUCUGUUUUCACCUUGGUCUGAGCAGGAAUGUUGUUCGUGAAGAUCGAGAUUGUGCAAUAAAACACAGUGGAUGCGAGUGCUCUCACAGUAUGUGACGAGACUGCUCCCAACACGCACAGUUAUGCAUGCGAUGCACUGUUUCUUUUUUCUUUUUGGGGGGAAAAAUAUUGUUUCGUUUAUUACUUUGGGGGAUUGUAAGAGAGGUUGGUUGAGCUUCCAUUGAUCUAGUGUUGCUAGUUUGUAUGUUGAUCAGGGUUUCCUCCCUAGGAGUAUAGAGAGGUCUCCUACUAUCAGCACUUAAUGAAAACUGUCCAAAUAGAGUGAGCUGACCUAUGUAGGUCUAGACGCCACUGAUGAAAAAAUACUUUAUGGAAAAGUAUAUUCCACAAACAUGAAGUUCAAACUUUUUGUGGUUGAUGGAAAGUAAGGCUGACCUUUCCAGUAUCGGAAGGUCAAGUACAGACUUACAGGAAAUCAAUAGUACAGUACUCUACUAUGACGAGAGUCCAAUGAAAAGCUUUUAGUUAGUGUGUUUUUUGUAUUGGUGUGUUUCUUUUUGUGUAGUCACGUAACAAUAGCUAGUAGUCACAUGCAGCAAGAGCAUAGAUUGGUUGGUUGAUGUUACUGCAGGUUUUGUAGCAGUUGUAUUCCCUCUGAUAUGCAGUCGACCAGACUCUGACGUCUACACUCAGACGUAUCUAUAGACUUAGACUGUACCUUGACAGUAGAAGCCAGUGUCUGGUUCUAGACCGUUAUGGGUUUUGUUGUUAUCCAUCUACCACAGCUUUAAAACAUAUGAGGUGACCUCUGGAUGAGAGAGCGAUGCAAAAACAACAUAGCUCUUUGUGUGGGUUUUGUGCAUUUGUUUUCUUCCAUGUACACUGUAUGGUCCUUUCAGAUGUCCCACUGUCUUAGCAAAGCUUCAUUUCUACAUAUUUGUAUACGUAUUGUUAAUCAUAGUGUCCUUGGUUGAACGUAAAAGUAUUGACCCUGAAUCUUAAAAGCUAUUAACAGGCCUAAAGAGAAGAGGAUUAAUGCAAAUAUCCUCCUCAGUAGGGAAAACUCACGUUAUGGUGCACAGAAGCCAAAAACCUAGGCCUAGAUUUGUUGCUCAUUUAUGUCUAUGAUAGUAGAAUUUGUUUUAAUCCCUUCAUAGCAAUCAUGCUCCUGUAUAUUGUUCAUCUGUAGGUGCAGGUUAAACUCUUCCGGUACCUGAGGGUUGAUAACCUGAAGGGCUUUGCAGUGGAACAGCUAUGCACUAUAAAGGUUUAUUUAUGCAGCUGUGAGAACCCUGGUUGUGGGAGUGGCAUUCUGAAAUCAGCUUAAACUUGAAGAAAAUGGUGAUCUCCAGUAAACAAAAUAGGAAGUCAUCCUCAGCAUAGAUGGACAAUAGUCAGAACCAGUUCAGUGUAGUGUCCUGUUGGGAGACCCAUUCUGAAAAUGGAUAGACAUUUUUUUUUAUUUGUAAAGUGGCGAUUGUCACUCUAAAGGAAUCCUCGCCUGGAAAUAAUUGUUGAUGUUGUUAAAGGGUAGAUAAUGUUGUGUAAUAGUAAUACUAGAGCUUAGUAUGAGGUUAUUUUCCUGUAUGUGUGGAGUGGAACAGUGUUGAGGAUCUUUCAGCAUGGAAAGAGUUCUUAUCUGCGUUGUCAGCGAUGGGCCACUGCCCGUGUCACAUGCGGUCUCUGAUUGGUGAGUUCACCUCCAGCUGACGUGUUGGGAGCUAUGGAGACUUUGCAAUGUAGGGUGUAGUUACAGCACGUGUGCAAUUUGAUAACUUUACAAUGCAAUUCUUACCUAUAACCUUAACAAUACGUAAUGAAAUCAGAAAGAUAAUGUAGAAGGAAGUGCAUAUGAAGGAUCAUAGCAGUUCGCUCACUUGUGCGGGCUGAGAGGGCUACGAUAGGAUGUUUGAUUUUGCUAUGCGAGUCUGUGAGUUGCCUACAAUGCAUCACUGCUCCCAGUGAAGGCAGCUCAGAGACUUGCCUUAUUAUACUCCAGUGUUAUAACCGCUAACUCAAACAGUUCCUUCUCUCCAAAGAAGCAUUGUUUCUUGUGUUUUAUACCGGUAUAUCAAAUGGCACUUUCACAAAACUAUAAUGGAAAUGAAUUCAGUGUGGUUGUUUAUAUGAUCUCCUAAUACAGACUUUGAAAGGGAUUUAAAAGUGUUACUGAUAUUUUCCCAGUUUCUGGUGUUCGGAUAUUGCUCCUCUGAUUUUGUUUUUGAUUUGAAGAUGAAACAAAGGGUCCAGGGCAUUGUCAUGCUCAUGUGUAAAAGGAACAACAUACUUGUUUUUGUUUGUUAAUGUUUGAAUCUCAUAUUAAUUUUACCACCGUUUUUAAUAUAUUCAUGUGUAUCAUUUGUAAUUUGUUUCAAUUAUUGAUUAGGCACAGGAUUUUUAUCAAUCUUAAACAUGUUUUGAAAUACUAUAGUGUUUAUGUUGUGCAGUGUGAAAAGAAAGAUGUCUUCACCAAAAUAUGUUGGUGCUUGCAAUCAGCCAAGAAAAGUGUGCAAAGCAAAUAAAAAAUGAAGCUACAGAAUGGAUAAACAUCAAUGACUCCUUUGUCUUCUUAAUGAUGCAGACACUUGCAUAUACUACACAGGCCUCUUAUUUGAUGUUAUUUCAGACUUUAUGGUUAUCUGCAUCAGU